UCAGAUUGGUGCAAAUUCGAGUCUUCCAAUAAGUAUAAUGGCGUCCUUCAAAUUUCUUCUGAUAACUCUCCUUGCGUUAAUGUUCAUCUGCAGCACUUCUGUAGAAGCAAGGAUUAAGCACCAUCAUCCUAGGCCAAGGCCGCCCCACCAUAAGCCGAUCCAUCACCAUCCUCCCAAGCCAAUCCAUCGUCCGAAGCCUCACCAUAGGCGCCAUCGCUUUUAGCUCAAACAUCUUCCUGUGAUACAUUUGAUGAACUACUUUGCUGCAUGAUCUUUAUAGAGCUUACUUGAAAGGCAAAAUACAUGUACGAUAUGAGUGCUUGACUAUGCAAAUUCAAAACAGUUACCAGUCUUCUUGCUUACAGCAGCU
Messenger RNA from Cylicocyclus nassatus, 370 nucleotides. NCBI's taxonomy places the organism in Eukaryota, Metazoa, Nematoda, Chromadorea, Rhabditida, Strongylidae. The record is from the annotation of a GenBank genome assembly.